CGGCAUGGUGUUUUCCGGUCAAAUGCCGUGCCGUGGUAUUAACUAGAGCGGAUUUCUAUUGCCAGUCACCGCUGAUUUUUUUUUAUCUUGGUUCUGCUUUGCAUGUUUGCUUUGUUAUGUUAGGGCUGGACCUGGAAUUGCAUCUCAAUAUCACAUCAGUAAUUAUCACAAGUUUGCAUAACCAACAAUUACAAUGGCACCAAUCAAGACAGUCCAGUAUUUUCGCGUCAAGCCACGAUGGCUAAUGGUCAAGAUCACCGACGAGGACGGAGAGUAUGGCUGGGGUGAGGCGACACUAGAAGGCCACGACCUGGCGGUGGAAGGGACGCUCGAGGAGAUGAUCCCGAGAUUGAUCGGCAUGGAGGCAGGUGACAUUGAAAACAUUUGGCAAAAAUUCUGGAGGCAUGGCUUCUACCGCGGCGGGCCCGUCUUCAUGUCUGCUCUGUCUGGUGUUGAUAUUGCCCUGUGGGAUCUCAAGGGUCGCACGCUCAAGGUCCCGAUAUACGAACUCCUCGGCGGUAAAGUGCGCAACAAGGUCCAGGUCUACUGCUGGAUCGGCGGCGACCGACCAUCAGACGUCGAGGCAGCCGCCAAGGUACGAAUAGCCCAAGGCCUCAAGUGCAUCAAGAUGAACGCAACCGAGGACGCCAACUGGGUCGACUCGCCAGCCGUGCUAGACUCGACGGUAGAAAGACUAAAGAUAGUCAAAUCUCUCGGGCUUGACGCCGGGCUCGACUUCCACGGGCGGCUCCACAAAGCCAUGGCCAAACAGCUAGCCAAGGCGUUGGAGCCGCACCGGCCGCUCUUCAUCGAGGAGCCGCUUCUCUGCGAGCACCCCGAGGCCCUCAAGCAGCUGUCCAACCAAACGACGUGCCCGAUCGCGUUCGGCGAGCGGCUGUACACGCGCUGGGACGUCAAGCGGUUUCUGGAAGACGCCAGCGUCGACAUCCUGCAGCCGGACCUGGCGCACGCCGGCGGCAUCAGCGAGACGCGCAGGAUCGCACAGAUGGCAGAGGCCUACGACGUCGCCAUCGCUCCGCACUGCCCGCUGGGCCCCGUCGCGUUUGCCGCCAGCAUGCAGAUCGCGCUGACGGCGCCGAACUUUGCCAUUCUCGAGAUGAGCCUUGGGAUGCACUACAAUACCGAGGCAGGUGAUAUCGAUCUGCUGACGUAUUUGAAGAAGCCCGAGGUGUUUGACAUCAAGGAGGGGUACGUGAUGGCACCGACUGGUUACGGGUUGGGUAUUGAGAUUGAUGAGGAAAUGGUGCGCAAGAUUGCGGUGGAUACAAAGCCGUGGCAGUGUAAGGAGUUUCACGGGCCGGAUGGUUCAAUUCGGGAGUGGUAGAGCGCUGGGGAUGUCUUUUCUGUUGAUAAAAGCUCUCAAAAGAGAAUUUUCAGCAGCGCAGUAUUUUGAACUGGAGAAAAGUUGGAAGAAAGGAAUACUUACUGCAGUGACGAAGAAAUAAAGCUCGACGAUAGCAAACUUUGGUAGUGGGGAACACUUGUAACUUUGUGGUAUCGGUAGCGGAACCUUUAGAUAAGGAAACUUAGAUAUCAAC
This is a messenger RNA of Pyricularia grisea, 1559 nucleotides long. RefSeq lists its product as uncharacterized. Gene Ontology annotation, biological process: D-galactonate catabolic process; amino acid catabolic process. Gene Ontology annotation, molecular function: galactonate dehydratase activity. Lineage: Eukaryota; Fungi; Ascomycota; Sordariomycetes; Magnaporthales; Pyriculariaceae. Bases 194 to 1345 code for a protein of 383 amino acids. The transcript has 3 exons. The record is from RefSeq and is a predicted model, not a curated record.